Paramecium tetraurelia is the source of this 2228-nucleotide messenger RNA. RefSeq lists its product as uncharacterized. The transcript has 3 exons. The record is from RefSeq and is a predicted model, not a curated record. Lineage: Eukaryota; Ciliophora; Oligohymenophorea; Peniculida; Parameciidae.
AUGAAUUAGAUUUAUCACGAUUCUCUCAUUAAUGCACUGAAAACACAAAUCUUAGUUCCUAUAACCUUAGAUUGCCGAUAUCUCAAAGAGGCUCUAAGUUAAAUUUCUAACGAAUAACAGUUUUUAUAAAUAGAAGACUAUUUCUUAAACCAGGACCUGAUUGAUGGAGUUAACCGACGAACAAUCAAUCUAAUGAAUGAGUGUAUUAAAAUACUUCGAAAGUAUAUGUUUAUUGGGUGGAAUGUCACUCCUAAAUUUAUUGAGGAUAUUGUGUAUGAGUUCAUCGAUAGAAGUGUCGAAGAAUGGAAGGAGCCUGCAUUUUUUGUAUAACGACUCCCAGAAAUCAAGGUUUAAUUAAAAGGGUAUUAUAAGACUUUUUAGGAAAAUGCAUUUGAAUUGUGUGAUACGCUGAUCUCUGAAUUGUGUGAUGAUUAUUUAAAUAGUGCACAAUUGAAUGCCUUGUUGAAUGAAAUUUUGGAAUCUCAAUUAAAGAGGGUUGCAUAUGAUCUAUUUGAGUUUGCCUAUCUCGAUACAUAACUUACGAAUGAAUUUUUGAACAAUCUCCAAAAGUUGUUUAUUGAUUUGGUUACUGACUUCUUCAACUAUCUGAUUGAUGUUGCCUGUCAUGCCAAUUAUAAAAUGCAAUAACUCGAUAAACUAUUGAAAAUCUAUGGGAGUCUAGCAAAUCAGGAAAAUUACAAAUACAUGUAGAAAGAAAUAUCACAGAACAUCAUCAAUUAUGGUGAAUUCACUUUGAUAGGGCAAUCAUUUCAAGUGAAUCAGGAGAAACAUUCUGUAAUUGUUAAAUAGGCAAUUAAACAUUUUUAUUACGUAAUGGAUGAGUGUAAACAAUUAUUCACAGGCAAACAACACAAGAACUUUGAUGAAUUGAUCAACAAUGCCUAAUUUAAUAUCAUUAAACCUCUCCCUCAAAAUAUUUAAGUCAUUUAAGAUGCAGAUGAUAUUCCCCUUAUGAUAUUAUGUCAUGAGAUCAAAGUAAUUAAAUCAUAAAAAGUGUAAAAAAAUGAUUUAAAAGGAUUAAAAAUUGUUGUCAAAGAUGAGAAAAAUAAUAAAGUUCAAUAAUUUAUUUUGAGUCUCUCUUAUCAUUAUUUGAUGUUUCACAAAUACGAACAGGGUUGGGAAUCCUUCGAUGAGGAAAAAGAAUAAAACAUUCUUUUAGUUAAAUUUCUAAACGAACAAUUUGAUUACCUUCAUUGUGGACAUCCUGAAUUCAGAAAGCGUGUUGCCAGUGAAAAAUCUAUUGAUAGAACUGCUGAUGAUGUAUCUGGAUUCAAAAACGCUGUCUUUAAAUUCAAGAAAAUCAGUGCACCAAAAAAACCAAUUAGAUAUGGAACAUCUAACAGAGUCAUAGGUGGAAAAGCACUUGGCAUGGGUAUUGGUGUUCUUAUUGUUGAUUGUCUCGAUGAGGAUAUUCCUUGGGAUGAUAAAUUGAAAAAUGCUGGAUUUACAGCUCUUUCUUUUGGUGUCCUUGGUAUUCUUGCUUCCAGAUUACCAAUUGUAGGUAUUAUCAUUUAAUAAGUAAUCUUGGCCUUGGCUGUUAAAUCCAUAUUGGCCAAUAAAGUCAUUAAUGAUUCUCAAACAGCCAAAAAUCUUGGCCAUUUGGGUCUUAUCAUUACCAUAGGUGUUGGAAUGACUGUUGCUGGUAGCAUUCUAUUUCCAAUUGCAUUUUGGGGUGCCUUUUUCGGUGGUCUCUUAGGUGGUGUUGGUAUGGGAUUAUAUUAAAAGUUUCUGAUACCUUAUUAUAUGGAUAAUAUCGUUGAGAUGAUGAACAAAGCCAGCAAAUUAAUCAGAAAGAAUGGAGCUGUCAGAUAUAAACCAUAUGCUUUAUAAAAAUUAUAGAUUGAUGAGAAAUUCUUAGGUAGUCAUAAACCAUCCAAUUUGAAGGAUGACCAAUAUUUCACUUUACUCAUGUUCUGUCUAAGCAAUGAAAUUAGAUUGAUAAGUACUGCAUCAUAUGCUAAGCAAUUGGAAAAGUUAAAAUAAAAGAAUGCGAAGGAAGAGGAGAAGGCCGAUUUAUUGUAGAGAUAAUGCUAGAUAGAAGUGUAAUUGAAGAUUUGGACUGAGACUUAUGAAUAUCUUAAAUCUAAUAAUGUAAGUUUGGUUGACAAUGCUAAAUCUUGCGCUGAAUUUGUCGAUGGCAUGCUUACAAACUAUAAAGUUGAAUGAAACAAUAUCUAUAUACGGAUUACGAAUAUUAUAUUAUUUUA